Molecule: messenger RNA, 264 nt
Organism: Quercus robur (English oak)
Lineage: Eukaryota; Viridiplantae; Streptophyta; Magnoliopsida; Fagales; Fagaceae
Biological process (GO): mitochondrial respiratory chain complex II assembly
Cellular component (GO): mitochondrion
Source: RefSeq, a predicted model, not a curated record
AUGGGAACCUCUAGUAGUCCAAGGCUUUCUGGAUUGCAAGAGCAAGUACUUACGUAUAUAGAGGGUUUUUGUGACUUGUGAGCAGCUCAUUCCAAAUCUGCUGAAGAUCGACAUAAGAUUGAAUCAAUUGGGUCAGCUGAGUUCCAUUGUAAUUCCAAGCAAGUACAUCGGAAAAAUUUCCUCUACAUCGUGUACUUAUUUCUCCAAGGUAAGAAACAGUUGAAUCAGCUUAAGAGUCCUAAUUUAAUUGGGUUGUCGUCGUAA